UGACUGAGUCCCUGCAGCUGAUUUCACAUUAAAGUCCGGUUCUGAAGAACUGCGCUCUAGUCUAAGUCCAGUUUCAGGGUCUAGGGGAGGAGCGGAUACCAGCAGAUCUUUGGACUGUUUCCAGACUCGGUGCGCACUUCCAGAUCUGCGUCAUGGCGGCUCAGACUCGAGCUCUGGUUUCCACUCAGUGGCUUAUAAACGCAGUCAGAACCAACCGGGUCGGUCCGAAGCUGCGGGUUCUGGACGCUUCUGUUUACUUGCCGUACCUGAAGCGGGACGCCAAAGCGGAGUUUGCGCAGCGGCACAUUCCGGGCGCGUCGUUCUUCGACCUCGACGCCUGCAGCGACCAGAACUGCGGACUGGACCUGAUGUUCAUGUUACCGGAUCCCAGCAGCUUCUCCCGGUACGUCGGAGAUCUCGGAGUCAGCAACGACACGCACGUCGUCGUGUACGACGGCAGCGACUUCGGCUCGUUCAGCGCGCCCCGGGUGUGGUGGAUGUUCCGGUUGUUCGGCCACAGCUCGGUGUCGGUUCUGGACGGAGGGAUGCGGGGCUGGAUGGCUGACGGCGGCCCGCUCACUGCAGAGUCCAGCCGACCGGAGCGCACCGACUUCAGGGCGACUCUGAACCGGUCCUGGGUGAAGAACUACGAGGAGAUUCUGGAGAACAUCAGAACCAAGCGGGUCCAGGUGGUGGAUGCCCGAGUAGAGGGUCGGUUCAGAGGCACCGAACCGGAACCAAGACCAGAUGUCCUACCUGGACAUUUCCCUGGAACCAUCAACAUGCCGUUCACCAGUUUCCUGGAUGAAAGUGGGAAGCUGCAUGGAGCUGAGCGUCUGUCGGAGAUGUUCAAGGAGGCAGGUGUGGACCUCCAGAAGCCUCUCUGGGCUACCUGUGCGUUAGGUAUCACGGCCUGUCAGGUAGCUCUGGCUGCUCACCUGCUGGGACACCCUGGGGUUUGUAUCUACGACGGGUCCUGGAGUGAGUUUUUCAUGAAAGCGCCUCCAGAGUACAUCAUCUCUGAAGGAGAAGCCAAGAAGGUCUGAAGCGGCAGGAUGAUGCUGGAGUCUCUUCAGAAAAAAAAUUAGACAGUUUACAGCUUCACGAACAGCCUGAAUCUCCACAAUUUCCACAAAACAUUAGCUUAAUAUAUGAAAUACCUUCAGAGAUAAUUUUCACUCCUAUUUUUCAUCAUGGCCUUCACCUCGUGUCUCUUUGUGUUUGUUUCAUAACUUUUUGUUGUGCUUUUUUGUCUUUUCGUGUUGCUUUUGCAUCUCUGUGCUUCACUGUCAGGACUAUGCAUUAACUGUGGUGGUCAAGAAAAUUUGAUGUUAUGAACUGACCUCCACACUGUGUCUCUUUGUGUUUGUUUUGCAACUUUAUGUGGUAGUUUUAUGUCUUUUUGUGAUGGUUUUGUACCUCCGUGCUUCUCUGUCAGGACUAUGCAUUCAUGGUGGUAGUCCUGGUCAGGUUCAGACCAAACAUGCUGGACUCCAUCUGAGCCCAACUCAUUUAUCUUCAUCUGUGUGCUCAUUUGUGAAGUCUGACUCUGUACUUCACUGGUUUUUAGUUGCUCACUGAUCUUCCUGGAUCCUUUUCCAUCUUUUUCGAGUCUCUCAGUCAGAUUUUUCAUUUUCUCUGUUCAGUUCUUUUCCAUGUGGAGUUAUGAUGCAGACAUAGAUAGACCCAGUCCAUAGGUCCAGAACUGAGAACCUUCUGCUGUUCUCAGCUCAUGUUAGAACCAUGUUCAUCAGUUAGACUGAUUGAAAUCACAGCUGGAUUCACUUUGAGUUUCUACUUUGGAGCCUGAGUUUUCAGUAACAGUUGGUUUUUGGUUCACAAGAGGAAAUGUUUUGUUUUUUAGUCAGAAAUUAUGGAGUUUUUGAGAGGUGACAGUUUAGAAUAUUCAGCAUUUAAAUUGUGUUGCCCAGCACUCAUGUCUGUUGUGAACUGUAGAAGCAGAUUAAAGCACCAGCCUCAGAGUAGAUUGUACUAAUACUGAAUAAAUAGAACACUAUAGAAGAGCAAUGAAGGUGUUUUCAAACUUAACUAACUCAAGUGACAAGUCUGAACACCUUCAGGAACUGUACAUCGAUGUUGUCUGAGGAUUUUGCAAAUAUCUGAACUUUUUGUCUAAAGUUCUGAUCAGUUUGUUCCCUUUAACAACAACAAAUAAAAUGAAUGAGUAAAGUGCUCCAGUCUUUCUUAUUACAGGCAGAUUGUUCCAUCUUUAGUCCUCUAAACUCUGCCCAGCUCCUGAUAUCAAGGAGAAACUGUUUAUUCAGUAACCAGAAAGUCAAUAUUUAUGUGAGAGCUGCAUGGAAGCUAAAGGGCAGCGAGCUGAAAGGUGCGGAUCACAGCCUCCAGGGUUAUAAAGAAUGAUCCAGUCUGAAGUUCUGCACCUUAAUGCACCUUAAUGCACCUUGAACCCAGCAAAUAACAAAAAUGCUGCUUUGUCUGAUGCCAAGAUGCCUUAUUUUCUACACAAAGUUUCUAUUUUUAGUCUUUUCUUACAGUCUGUGUGUAGAUGUUUGAUUUUGACUAAUGAUGAUGGAAUAAAUGAAUGUAAUGUAAAAGACAAAAAUAAAUAAAUUGAACCGAAUUCUUGUUUAGAGAGUUGCUUUGA
This is a messenger RNA of Amphiprion ocellaris (clown anemonefish), 2626 nucleotides long. RefSeq names its product thiosulfate sulfurtransferase-like. Gene Ontology annotation, cellular component: mitochondrion. Lineage: Eukaryota; Metazoa; Chordata; Actinopteri; Pomacentridae. Gene Ontology annotation, biological process: transsulfuration. The transcript has 2 exons. Gene Ontology annotation, molecular function: thiosulfate-cyanide sulfurtransferase activity. The coding region runs from base 153 to 1046 and encodes 297 amino acids. The record is from RefSeq and is a predicted model, not a curated record.